CGCGAGCCGAGCUCAAUCGGUCAAGUGGAGCAGCGACGGUGUUCUCGGGCGGCCAUGGUGGUUUCAAAGAUGCUGAUAAGAAUCUGGCGCGGCUCGCUUGGGUUUCCCUCUCCGCUCCGCGAGCGUGUUAUGUAAGUGCAGUGCAAUCUAUCUCACAAGCCACUUCUCUCUCUUCAAACCCAAACCCAUUCGUUCGCUUUCGCUCGACCUCGACUCUUGUCGGUCCUUCGUUCAUUCUGGCCCCGUCGCUGGUCGACACUGCCAACAUUCCCGUGACUUGAUUCCGCAAGAUUCCAGACGUCGGAUUGGCUGUUUCGGGCACUGUCCGAGCCUUGUUCGGCCUCCCUCCGAGGACCCAUCCUCCCCCCUCACUCAAGCAAAUCCAACAUGUCCCCAAUCCCUCUCCCCGCCACGACCCCGACCCCGCUCGCGAUCCAGCCAGUUGGCGACUCGGACAUGGACAGCUUCUCCGUCUUCCUGACCGCAUGCACGCUGAUGACAGCGUGCAUCCUGGUUGUCAUGUGGGAGGGCGUCUCGUGGAUACGGCGGAGCUACGAAGAAGAUCGUCGGCUACUGGACGCCGAGCCGGGCGAGGCGAUCUCUGUGUAGGUGUAGGCUUGGUGGGUUACUAUGACGGAACGACUGUCGCGAGGUUGUCUUUGUGCGGCACGGGAUAUUAGGGACGGGCGGAAGUUAGCAUCAAUGGUUUAAUGCUGAUAAUGGGGACCUCUACUGCGUCGUCGAUACGAAUCGAGUCUAGGGCAUGGUCACUAUAUUGUUCUGUAAAUAUCAGUCACUCAUAGAUGAUAGAUGAACAUUAAUCAGUCGAGGUGGUGCUCCCA
This is a messenger RNA of Mycena citricolor, 842 nucleotides long. The record is from the annotation of a GenBank genome assembly. Lineage: Eukaryota; Fungi; Basidiomycota; Agaricomycetes; Agaricales; Mycenaceae.